AUGCGGUUGACCGUCACUUCGCCGUUGAGACCUAGGGCUGAGAGAUUGGAUUGUGGAGAGAGCAGAGAGCAGAGAGCAGAGAGCAGAGAGCAGAGAGCAGAGAGCAGAGAGCAGAGAGCAGAGAGCAGAGAGCAGAGAGCAGAGAGCAGAGAGCAGAGAGCAGAGAGCAGAGAGCAGAGAGCAGAGAAGAUGAGAAGAAGAGACGAGAAGAGGAGAGAAAAUUCGAUGUUGAUUUAG
This is a messenger RNA of Botrytis byssoidea, 237 nucleotides long. RefSeq lists its product as uncharacterized. Bases 1 to 237 code for a protein of 78 amino acids. NCBI's taxonomy places the organism in Eukaryota, Fungi, Ascomycota, Leotiomycetes, Helotiales, Sclerotiniaceae. The record is from RefSeq and is a predicted model, not a curated record. The transcript has a single exon.